ACGUCACGUACAUAGUGGGAGGGAUCAGCCAAGGGGGCUCUCUCUCCCUCUACCUCAUGUGCCGGAAGGCGCUGGGAAGCUUCGCGGAUGGUUCCGAUGCCUCCUCUCUGCCCUUCAUUGCCUCUAUUGGCCUCAGCACAUGGCUACCCAAUUGCAGGUGGGAUCUGGGGGAGGUGUUAUAUGAAGGGGUAGGAUCUGCAGAGGUUAGUCUGGUUCCGGCACCUGGAGAAACGGAUGCAGCUCUUGCAGAGAGAGCUGCGAGGCAUCCUGUAUUCAUGGCACAUGGGGAAGUUGAUCCCCUUGUGGGCUACGCCUGGGGCAGGGCCAGCUCUGACCUGCUGCGCAAUGCUGGCUUCUCCAACCUCACCUUCAACUCGUAUCCCCAGUAA
Molecule: messenger RNA, 389 nt
Organism: Closterium sp. Yama58-4
Lineage: Eukaryota; Viridiplantae; Streptophyta; Zygnematophyceae; Desmidiales; Closteriaceae
Source: the annotation of a GenBank genome assembly